GUGGGCGCCGGCAUCACACAGAGGCUCGGGAGGAAGCUCGGCAGCCGUGGCGGUCGCGGACAGGCCGGACACCUCCUUGCUGGCGGAGCUUCCCCGAAUGCUGGCGAAAGCGAGGUCACGGUCCAGGCUACCGCGGCGUGGCUGAGGCGAUCGGCCAGGUGCAGGGAACGAGGGAUGUAGAUGCAAGUUCUCACUAUGCAUCAGAAAAAUGAAAAAACACAAGAAAGUUCAAUGGAGGAAAGGAAUACACUUAACCUUUUCUGAGAAAUGGAGUGCAGGGUUUGGAGGCUUUAAGAAAUUCUAUCUUCACCAACACUUGUGCAUUCUGAAAGCUAAGUUGGGAAGACCAGUUACUUGGAAUAGACGAUUGAGACAUUUCCAGAGUGGCAAGGAGACCCUUCAGAAAAGGUGGACCCAGAAUAAACCUCUUUGUGUUAAGACCAAGUCUAGAGUGCCUAUUCAGAAUGUCAGCACUUUGUCCUCUAAAGUGAAAAGAAAGGACAACAAGCAUUUUGUAUCUUCCUCAAGGAGUCUUCUGAAACUCCAAGCAAAUAAGUUGCUGUCAAUAACAAAGAACUCAGACCAUGAAUACUGUGGAGAGAAAAGACUCUUGAAGGCAGUUGGUGGCUUACCAGCAAAUAUUGUUUCAGGUCAGGUCAAUGGUCACAAACGCAGGACAGAGCCACAAGUUUCUGACUUUCCCAUGAAGUUCAAUGGGGAGAGCCAAAGACCAGGUGAGAACAGCAAAGUUGUGCUCACUCUGAGCAAUCAUAAGAGAAAACGCUUUUACUAUGGCUGUUACCAAGGGCCAGAGCAUCACAGGAAUGGGGAGUCCCUGAUUCCAAAGAAGCUACAACUUAACCAACAUCGAAAAAUAAAAGUGUCUUCUCUUAUGAUGUAUGAGAAACUAUCCAUGAUUAGAUUUCGGUAUAGGAUUCUCAGAUCGCAACACUUCAGAACAAAAGGCAAAGUUUGCAAGUUAAGAAAAGCCCAGCGAAGCUGGGUACAGAAAGUCACUGGGGAUCAAGAGAGCCUUAAGGACAACACUGAGAGUGGCAAUUGCAGCCCAUUCUCUUCCCCAGAACCUAAAGACUCUUCUUGUCAGCAUCUACCAUACUUUCCAAAUAUGGAUGGCAGUGUUGGGGUGAAGGGAAAGAACUCUCUCAUGCCUGAUGGCCACACUAAAGGAAGUUCUUUCUUGGACAAGGACCUUAAUUUGGAUGGAGCAUUCCCUGACCAACAAAAUGGCAGUGCCACAUAUACCUGGGACCAGUCACCCUGUGCUCCUAAGUGGGAAUGUACAGAGGCCAUCCAUGACAUUCCCUUAGCAGAACAUCAUUCUAGUAACAUGUUCACCUCAGAAACUGAAAGAGAACUUGUGACUCUGAGUCAGGAAAGUCAAACAAACACUGUUACUAAUGACAGCCUAAAGCUGUUGGUGUCUGAAGUUGAUAAAUCUGUGAGCACUGUCGUUGGGCCUGUGUCUGAAGAGACUGUUCAAAAUGAGAACUCCUACCAGAUGGAGGAGGAUGGACCUCUCAAGCAGAACAUUCUUAGUUCUAAGUUGCUGGACCACCCUUACUGUAAAAGUCCACUGGAAGCUCCCCUGGUAUGCAAUGAACUCAAACUAGAAAACCAAAUGGGAAGUGGAAAGUAUGGUCAGAAAACUUCUGCAGUGGAUGAUGAACAGCUCUUAAGCUGCCUUUCUGGAUUCCUAGAUGAGACUAUGAAAAAGUAUGGCAGUUUGGUCCCACUCAGUGAAAAAGACGUCCUUGGAAGAUUAAAAGAUGUUUUUAAUGAAGACUUUUCUAAUAGAAAACCAUUUAUCAAUAAAGAAAUAACAAACUAUCGUGCCAGACAUCAAAAAUGCAACUUCCGAAUUUUCUACAACAAGCACAUGCUGGACAUGGAUGAUCUGACUACCCUGGAUGGUCAGAACUGGCUAAAUGACCAGGUCAUUAAUAUGUAUGGUGAGCUAAUAAUGGACGCAGUUCCAGACAAAGUUCAUUUCUUCAACAGCUUUUUCCAUAGACAGCUGGUGACCAAAGGAUACAAUGGAGUUAAGAGAUGGACUAAAAAGGUGGAUUUGUUUAAAAAAAGUCUUCUGUUGAUUCCUAUUCACCUGGAAGUUCACUGGUCUCUCAUUACUGUGACACUCUCGAAUCGAAUUAUUUCAUUUUAUGAUUCCCAAGGCAUUCAUUUCAAGUUUUGUGUAGAGAAUAUAAGAAAGUAUUUGCUGACUGAAGCCAGAGAAAAGAACAGACCUGAAUUUCUUCAGGGUUGGCAGACUGCUGUUACCAAGUGUAUUCCACAACAGAAAAAUGACAGUGACUGUGGAGUCUUUGUGCUCCAGUACUGCAAGUGCCUCGCCUUAGAGCAGCCUUUCCAGUUCUCUCAAGAAGACAUGCCACGUGUGCGGAAGAGGAUUUACAAGGAGCUGUGUGAGUGCCGGCUCCUGGACUGAGACUCAGAAGGGACUCUGCAAGUCUGACCAAGUUGGAGCAGAUGGUUUGUUACUUGAAUCUCCAAACAUUUAUUUGAAUUUUUACAGAUACUUCAGAUUAGUGGUAUUGGGCCACUAUUAUUACCUCAAAGUUAUUUUUUCCCCUUUUCAUUUAGCCAGCUACCAUGUACUUUUUUAAAUGUUCAGUUUGGUUUCAUUUUUAACGUGUGGAUUCCAUGUGUCCCUCCCAUAUUUAAUAUUUAUUAUCCAAACGCAUGCACAUAGACAGAGCAUGCAGUGAAGAGUAUUAAAAAAAAAGCCUAGUAGAUUUGGUGCAGCUUUUGAAACUUAAACACGAACUGAAUACAGGUUCAAACGUUAACCUCAGAACCUAAAAAAUGCAAAGAUGAUUCUGUUACAGCGGAACUCAAGAGUAUUUGUUCCCUGGUGCAUAAAGGGUGGCUGGGAGCAGCCAGUCUUUUUUUACUUUUACCAGCAGCACUUUUCACUGACUUCCCUCAGAGCAUGAGAUGCAUUCCUUUUGAAGGGUGAGAUGGAAGUGAUUGUAACUGAUGUGGCUCUUUGGUGUGUGGAAGCACACUUUCUGGCAAGCACAACUCCUACUUUGGGAAGAGUUGAUUAAGGUAUGAGAAAAAGGUGUCAGCCGUGGGGGGCCGUUAUCUUAAGUGAGAUCUCCAUCAGGAAAUGUAAUACAUGGCAAAAUCUCAUAAAGGCUUUCGCUAUGAUGCUGAAUUUCUUGGCUUUUUCUGUUCUUGACCUAUGAAAAAACUCAGCAAACUAGUGGUCAGACCAAUGAGCAUUCAUCUUUCUCUCAAGGAAUUUGCAAGUUGUUACUUCUGUUGUGUUGCCUCCUGUAUGGAAGACAUUAAGGUUAAGAUCUACCAAAUUCUAUUUCCAGAGAGUAUUUGGAAUAUAAACUUCAGGAUGGAAGGCUGACUUCAGGUCUUCCAGGCAGUGAGUUUGAUGGGAGUGCAGCACAUGUAUCAGAAGUCUUUCCCUCCUGUCUUCCCCGUUAUCUCAGCAACACCCCAGGCUCAUUGGCUUCUGUACCAGUCGUGACACUCCAGCACAGGAGUUUCUUUUUCCCCUUUUAAUCAACUUCAUUCUCUGGGAACAGGCUGUAAAUGUGGCUCUCUGCCCUUAUUCUUAGCUGCAUUAAGAUAUGGGCUGGGCUCCAGUGACUUACACGUGUUAUCCUAGCUACUCAGGAGGCUGAGAUCUUAAUUCGAAGCCAGGUGCUGCAGAAAAGUCAGUCUUCAAAAUAACCAGUGAAAAAAGCAGGGUCAGAGGCAUGACUCAUGUAGCAAAACACAAGUUAGUUUGGAGUUCAAACUCAGUUCUGGCAAAAAAUGAAGAUGAAAGCAAAGGAUCUAGCCUUUUGCAAUGUAUUUAAAAGGAAUAUGCUAAACAUACAGAAUUAUAUUUUCUGAACUCAGGAAGGAAAAAGUGUAUACAGAAACUUGUACUGAAAAUUAUGAAGUAGCUGACAAACAAUACUUGAAUUUAUGCCUGGUUAGGUGAGUUGUAAAAGGUUUCACUUGGUUGUAAGAUAUGGCUGAGCAAAGUAGACUGCCCACAAUUGAGUGUUGAGUCAGACUAUGUUGACACACAGGGUUCCCAACACCAGCAUUUGUUUGUCCUGAGUCCUCCACACUUAGUUUAAAACUGGUAUUUCUUACUAUGCCUCAGGUCAGUAAAAGACUGGGAAGCUGGGUAUCGAUGACUCACACCUGUAAUCCUCCUUGCUCAGGAGGCUGAGAUCUGAGGAUCUUGAUUCAAAGCCAGCCUGGAUUGUCUUCACUGGAGACUCAUAACCAGUUAACCAGCAAAAAGCCAGAAGUGGUAGAGCUCAAGUGGUAAAGCACCAGUCUUGAGCAAAAAAAAAAAAGCCAAGCAAGAGGGCAAGGCCUUGAGUGCAUGCCCCAGUGAGUAGAAGCACUCCAUACUGCUGCAGUUGUUAUCACUACUAGGAAAGAUGAGAACUUAAGAGUGGGGAAGAUGCCUUCUUUAGGUUUUUAGACAUAAUCAUGCCAACACAAGGUUCUUCCAAAGGCAUCCUCUCCCCCUUUUUUUGGUGGCUGUACCAAAGUAGUUAAGUAACUAGGCAACUGACUCAAAAUAUAUUGUAUUAAAAAAUUGUAUGUUAUGCUGGAUGCCAGUGGCUCACGCUUAUAAUCCUAGCUACUGAGACUGAGAUUUGAGGAUCAAGGUUCAAAGCCAGCCC
This is a messenger RNA of Perognathus longimembris pacificus (Pacific pocket mouse), 4688 nucleotides long. RefSeq names its product SUMO specific peptidase 5 (gene Senp5). The transcript has 10 exons. Gene Ontology annotation, molecular function: deSUMOylase activity. The record is from RefSeq and is a predicted model, not a curated record. Bases 209 to 2464 code for a protein of 751 amino acids. Gene Ontology annotation, cellular component: nucleus. Gene Ontology annotation, biological process: protein desumoylation. Lineage: Eukaryota; Metazoa; Chordata; Mammalia; Rodentia; Heteromyidae.